Salvelinus namaycush (lake trout) is the source of this 4178-nucleotide messenger RNA. RefSeq names its product BCLAF1 and THRAP3 family member 3-like. The record is from RefSeq and is a predicted model, not a curated record. Lineage: Eukaryota; Metazoa; Chordata; Actinopteri; Salmoniformes; Salmonidae. The transcript has 11 exons. Gene Ontology annotation, molecular function: transcription coregulator activity; DNA binding. Gene Ontology annotation, cellular component: mediator complex. Gene Ontology annotation, biological process: positive regulation of transcription by RNA polymerase II. Bases 207 to 2855 code for a protein of 882 amino acids.
CAAAUUCUGUUUUGAAGUCGCGAGGCAAAGACAGUCAACUGUACAACUUCCUGAGUGCAGAAAAUACGAACGUCCUUCAUAUGAAAUAUAUUUGAUCGUCAUUACUUACUAGCUAGUAGUUGUAUAAUAAAAUCGUGUGUGCGAGACUGGUGUUUUGGUUUACGUAUCCUCUAGUUUUGGUAGGAACGUGCGCUGGGGUAAAGAGAAUGUUGAGGCCACGGUCACGAUCACCCCACUAUUCUCACAGAGUUAGUCCGCGCAGGCAGGAUGGUCGGAGGUUCCCCUGGGACGACCCAGACUUCAACCCCCAGCAGGUGCUGGCUGACCUGGGCAGGCUGCCUGGGGAGGAUCAGUGGGUUCGCUUCAUGGACGAGAUCCACCCAGAUGGCCCAGAGGGCCACAGAAGACCUAUGUCCCCAGGCCUCCACAAGCUUGACCACCACCUCCCCCCAGAGGAAUUCCACCAACGCAGAACCCCACCGGCAGAACCCCACGAGCUGGGCUACGCCGAGCGCAGAAGGCUCUCCCCCCAUGAUGGCAGAGGGGGUGGCAGGGGAAAAGGAAGCGGGAGCGAAGGGCUGCCCCACUCCCCUCAGAGGCUACCCAGAGAGAAGCUGCCAUCACUGGCCCCGCAGCACCCUCACUACAGUCCUGACCACCACCAGAUAGUGUCCUCUGCAAGCUGGAGAAGAGAAGACCAGGACCAGAGCCAGGGAAGGUCCAGGGACCGCAGCCCCAGGGAGAGGGUUCAGGGUGGGGGGGAGAGGAGGGGUGGAGAUUUUUCAGGUCCCUAUGGAGACCAGAGCAGAGAAAACAUGCAUAGAGAGAGGAGCACCAUCUCUGAUCGGAACCGGAGGGAAGCUGAUGAAGCGGUGCAUCCUGGGUACGGAAAGGAGGCAGAGUUUAGGGUGCACCGCCCCUCGUUGGAGAGGCCCCGGGAAGGGUACGGAGGAGCAGGGCCACGGGGGCGCAGGGGCCCCUCGGGGAGCCACGAUGGCCAGGGGCCUGGAACCCUCAUCGUGGAGCAUGACCAUGGUAUUAUAAACAGCAGAGGGCCAGAACUCUACAACAACCAGAGGGGCCGUGGCCCCGACCAGAGCCCAAGCAACGACCGAUUCAGUCAUCGUCACCAUCGGGCCAGAGCCACUGAGGAGCGGUUCAGGAAGUCGGGUAGCAGGUCCAAUACCAGAGAAGAGGCCAGGGGUCGGCUUGUCCAUGAGGAGAGGAGAGGGCCUGUCCAGGAGGAGAGGAGAGGGCCUGUCCAGGAGGCGAGGAGAGGGCCUGUCCAGGAGGCGAGGAGAGGGCCUGUCCAGGAGGCGAGGAGAGGGCCUGUCCAGGAGGCGAGGAGAGGGCCUGUCCAGGAGGCGAGGAGAGGGCCUGUCCAGGAGGCGAGGAGAGGGCCUGUCCAGGAGGCGAGGAGAGGGCCUGUCCAGGAGGCGAGGAGAGGGCCUGUGCAGGAGGCGAGGAGAGGGCCUGUGCAGGAGGCGAGGAGAGGGCCUGUGCAGGAGGCGAGGAGAGGGCCUGUGCAGGAGGCGAGGAGAGGGCCUGUCCAGGAGGCGAGGAGAGGGCCUGUCCACGAGGAGAGGAGAGGGCCUAUACAUGAGUCCAGAAGAAGCCCUGAUCGUCAUGGGAGAGCCAGCCCCAUGGGCUUCCAAGAUAGAGGUAGUCCCACAGAGCCCAGGGCCAGAAACAGUGCAUUCCGUGGGGAGAGGGGGGCCCCAGCCCAGGGUGGCAAGAGACAGAUGGGGCCCUCCAUGAACCAGCCCCGGCCUCUCCUUCAGGGAAUGCAGGGGAACCAACCCCGGGAUGCCAACCCCCAGCAUUCCCCUCCGGAGCACCAGGAGUACCAACCCAGGGGAGGCAUCUGGGACAUGGAGCCCAGAGAGGAGGCACCCGGUUGGGCAGAGGUGAGCGACAUGGAGCCCCGCUGGGAGAAGGACCGGGGACCAGGGCCGCGAGGAGGCCGGCCGCCAGCACAGGGCAGGAUGGAUCCUAGGAAACCUCAGCAUAGAGAUCUCAACCCCAACUGGAACCAACAGCAGAACGAUAUGGCAAUGCCUCGCAUGGGCGCCGGCGAGAAAGAGACGCUCACCAUCAAGGUGGACAUGAACCGGCCUGUGGGCCAGAACAGCCAGCUGUGCUACUCCUCAGACCGUCAGCUGUCGCUGGAUCUGGUCAACGUGGGCCGCCAGCGCCUAGACUUCCUGCCCAUGCUAGAGCAUUCUGGGACUUACCUGGAGUCCGCAAUGCACUCUGGGACUUUCGCCCAGGAGAUCAUCACCCUGGUGCACCAGGUCAAAGAGCAUUACUUUAGGGGUGAUGGUGUGAUGCUGAACGAGCGUUUCUCUGGCCCCCAAGAUGGAGGUCUGCCUGAGGAGGAGGAGCAGGAGGAAGAAGGACCAACUCUGAACAGGCUGUUCAACAUGAGUAUGUCAGAACCUGAUAUGGAACCUGUCUUCUCUAAAGUUGGCCGCAUGCAGAGGCAGCAGCAGGCAGUGAGAGAUCCCGGAGACCUGAGACAUGACCUGGAGAGGAGGAGACAGGAGAGGCUGGAGGGAGUGAAGGUCACCAUACCUGGAGGCAGGCUCUCACAGCACCCCCUGGCUGCCGGGAGUGACCAUCAGGGGGGGUAUGGUAGAGAGGAAGACGAGGAACAGGAGGGCUUUCCAGGCUCGUCAGGCCCACCACGGAGAGGGAGGAGGUGGCCUGGAGACAUGGGGGGUCAGAGGAGAGGGGGCAUGAUUAGACAAGACAUGGGAGACCAGCAAAGGAACAACUGGCCUCCUAAUAGCCCUUGCAACCGGCCUGGACCAACGAGACAACAGAACCACAAUAUUAACGGUGCCAACUGGUGAAUGGAAUCUUGGAGCAAUCCAAAUGAAGUCAGUGGUUAUGUGAGGUCAGCCCGGAGGUUAACUGUUGAUAGGCUGUAUAUAUUAUAGAUCACACUGCUGCAGACUGACCACAGCCUGAACCACGACCACCUGACCUACUGACACUGUACCACGCUGUCAAUGUAAAGCCCAUGCAAUGUAGCUGCUCUCCUGACAGAGAGAGUAAUGUGCUGGGGAAGUAAGAUGUCCAACUGAUAUUUAAAGAUGCACUAUGCAUAAAUCGCUCCACCAUAUCCUGGUUGCAAAAUUUCAAAAGGUUUGCCUAAUUUCAGUUUGUUACAAAACGAGCAGGUAUAGUGUAGAGCAGGGGUAGUGUAGAGCAGGUAUAGUGUAGAGCAGGGGUAGUGUAGAGCAGGUAUAGUGUAGAGCAGGGGUAGGUAACCGUGCUCCUGGAGCCCCGCUGGUACUGCAGGAUUUUGUUCCGUCUAGGCACCACACCUGACCAACUGACAGGGCCGGCGGCAGAACUAAUCAGUUGGACCGGCCUUUGAUAUCCAUAGGCGGGCAUGUUUUUUCCCGGGACCACCUAUGUGUGCACCGCUUGCAUGUUCAAAUUGUAAUAGUAAAGACCAUAGGCAGCUGGUGAGUUUCAAGUUUGUGGAUGCUUCCAAUUUACCCUAGCAUUUCUACCGUUCUUAGUGCCAGUUAUGCUAAUUUUUUUAUAUGCACAUUUUUGUGCAACAGUUUCAUUUCAAUAAUAAGAUUUUAUUUUCUCAAUCAUUGUCACGUGGUUAAUCAUAAAAAUCUGAAAUAAAAUGAUAAAAAUGUCAAUGUUCAAAUUCAACUGAGGUGAGAGCAGCAGCCUCUGCCAUAUGAACACAUUGAUACACUGUGAUCCAUUGGCGGCUAAAUGAGCUCAUAGAACUCCGAGAUAGCCUAUAGGCCAAUGUAGCAGUAGGUCUAUCCAUCUCAACUAAGUAAAGCUGACAAAUAAAAACAGUAGAAAAUAACCUGAUAAAUUCUGGUUCUUUCAAUCACAAUCAUCUCUCUUCUCCACCUGUCUGCCUCCCUUUCUAUCUGUCUUGACUUGAGCUAUUGCUAGUGACGUGCAACACUGUAUCAACUAGCCUAUUCCGGGCCCUCAGAGUUUCCCACGCCAGUGAGCUCUAGACAGACCCAUCAGAUCAUGAUAUUUUGCUCUUUCACACCGAGGCGUGGUGAUUAUCGAGGCCGGGAGUGUUGGAUUUUUUUUUCUAAUACUUAGGAACUAUCAUUCGCAAUGGAUGUUAAAAAAACAGACUUCGUUGGCUUGUGUGAGGCAAAUAAAAAAUGACUGAGAAACUG